GAAGGGAUGUGAUACCAAUAUGGCGACUCGGUUAAAAGCAAACAACCGGCGUAGCCGCAGUCAGUCCGCUACACGGCACGGCGGUAAACGCGUUUGUUUGUACGGUUAUCAGAAUCUGUGUCGUCGAAGCACGAACGCGCACAAUCCUACCCUUUCUUCUUCUUAUUUUUCCCUUUUUUUCUUUUUUUUUUCUUUCUUUUUUUUUUAAAUUCUUUUUCAUUCGCUCCCUUCGAUCGAUUCUUUAUCCUGUCGGCUGGUUUUACGAAACGAAGGGAAGUCACGUGACUCUGUCAUCGAUCCGUUGUGCCUGAUUAUUCGGUACCUGUUCGUCUUCCGUGAUCAACGACCAGUUAACGAAAAACCGUUUGCAAUCCUCUCUUUGUUUCUCGGCGGUCGUCGAUGUGUCGACGAGGGAACAGUGUGUGUUCGAUUGUUUGAAGAGCCGAUUGUCGACAGAUAAUUGUCACUGGCGCGACUGUCGCCCGGCUUCGUCUGGUAAGUGCGGGAACUCGCGAGUCUGUUGGUGAAAAGCUGCGCCACCCUUGAUUUAUUCGUCGGGAAUAUAUCUUGUAAAGGAUCCCUACGGGACAAGGAGGAAAGAUGUCGAUUGUAAUGCAGUACGUGGACCGGCUCCACGAGAUACUCGACAAACAUGCAGAUCAGAGGACAACGAAUUGGUUCCUGAUGAGUUCACCGUUCCCAACGCUGUUCAUCUGCCUAAGCUACGUAUACGUGGUCAAAGUUUUAGGCCCUAAAUGGAUGGAGAAUAGGAAACCGUUUCAAUUAAAGAACGCCUUGAUAGCCUACAAUCUAUUCCAAAUGUUGUUCUCCGCGUGGCUGUUCUAUGAGAUAGGAUUAUCCGGCUGGCUGACUGGCGACUAUUCUCUAAGGUGUCAACCCGUAGACUACAGCGAUCGACCCCAAACAAUGAGGAUGGUGCACGCUUGUUGGUGGUAUUACUUCUCCAAAUUUACGGAAUUCAUGGACACGAUCUUCUUCGUACUGAGGAAGAAGAACGAUCACGUGUCGACGUUGCACGUUAUUCAUCAUGGUUGCAUGCCAAUGUCAGUGUGGUUCGGCGUUAAAUUCACACCUGGCGGUCACUCUACCUUCUUCGGGCUAUUGAACACGUUUGUUCACAUCGUGAUGUACACGUACUAUUUACUGGCCGCGAUGGGCCCGAGGGUGCAACCUUACCUCUGGUGGAAGAAGUAUCUAACCGUCUUCCAAAUGAUCCAAUUCGUAGUCGUGAUGAUUCACGCGUUCCAGUUGCUUUUCAUCAACUGCAACUACCCGAAGGCGUUCGUUUGGUUGAUCGGUCUGCACGCGACCAUGUUCUUCUUCCUUUUCAACGAGUUCUACCAACAAAGUUACCAGCAAAGGAGGAAACCUUUGAAGAGGAACCAGCAGAAUCAUCACGCGAACGGUGUGUCGAACGGAACGAUCAGCAACGGAAUCAGCAACACCUCCUCGGGAAGAAGGGACGCGGCGGAUUAUUACGUAAAGGGCGACAGUUUGGCCGCGUCGGAGCUGAAUCUUCGAAAAUCCUACACGACGACCGAGUGACCUGAUCGCGUUACUUCGUGGCCAUCAUCGAUUCGUCUCGUUCUUUUCCAUCGAUUCACCGAGUCGCAAUCCGGGGUAUCGUUCUUUCAUCUUUCUGAUCUGUGACAGGUCUUACGUCGAGAUCUAAACGGAUAAAUCAUCGAAGAUACGUCGCACCAUGGUACACAAGAGUACAAAAAUAAUUGCUCCGUAUUGCGACCACUUUUAACGUGAACUCGUGAGAGGGGAAGAAAGAAAGGGAGGGAGAGAAAGGGAGAAUGCGCGUACGAGAGAGUGAGAGAGAGAGAAAGAGAUGUUGUAUGCACGUAUGUAUUUAAAUGUCACAGUACAAGUGGAUGGUCAGUGAAUAUAAAUUAUUUGUGAUCAGUUGUGCGACUUCGAUGAAGUGUAAUCGCGCUCACUAGUGAUCGUACACCCUCCUUAGUGUUUUGUUAGCCUUCGGUUCACUAACGACCAGCAAACGGAAAUACACUUUCACUAUGGAAUGUCAGCAUUCACCGACCAUCCGCUUCCACUGUGACAAUAUACAAUACGUACGUUUUACGUAUACAGAAUGAGGUACUGUAUCCAAGGUACACCCGGAUGUCGCGACUCAAUGUCACGGAUUCCUGUUGUCGCGAUUCAGGUAUCCAUGAUAUAUUAUUUCGGUUCGCUGUACGUACACCUGCCUCGGCCGAUAAGUUAGUUCGUCCAUCGAUCCAGCCAGUCCCUCUUUACGAGUAUGGUACACCAGAAAGCAUGAAACUUUUGCUUUAUUACGAUAAACGUUAGGGACUGAACGCAUCAGCUUUUUCUGGUAACAUCGCGUUGGUAUGAAAACCGAGGGAAGAUUAUGUAAAAAAUAGCUUCGGCGUGAAGAUUAGUAUCGUCAUUAUAUUACCGACCGUGGUAAUUUGGCCCGUGUUACGAGGCAACAACCAUAAUCGAGGAAUAAUUGUUUUUUUAUUGACCGUGGUGAAAUUGCAAGGCUUUCCGCAAUGAUUCGAGUCUAGCCAUAAGUAAAAACUACUCUCACCUACUUCGAUCCGGGUGAAAUUACUUGAUCGAACCCCCUCCUCGUUCUAGCUUCCAAUCGUCGACAGUUUUAGAUAUUGUUAGAAUUAUUUUUCAAUUUAUAUAAUUUUCAAAUACUAUACAAGACGAUAGCAAGACCGCAGAAUGUUUUACUGUCAUCAGCGGUCGUGCGCCGCUCAAAGAUUAUAUAAAAACAGGGAAUUAUAUAAGAGAGUUAACGGUGUGUCUUGAAUCGGGAUUACGUAACAAUGCCACCGACCGUUAUCGUUGCGUAAUUCGGGAAGAUCUCCUUUGAUUCUGUUUUUUUCUUUUCUUUCAAUUAGGAUACUUCAGGUGUUAGAAAAUUUAUGAUUCAUUACACUUAUAUUGGUGACCUUAAUUGGACCGAUCUAAUAGAAUUGUCCACACACUUUCAUACCACGGUUUCAUGGGUUACAUAAACGCCACGGAAACGGGGUUUUAAAUUUGCGUGCAUGUGUCCAGAAUUAAGUUUCACAGAAUUACUCAGUUGUGAGUAAAAGAAUCGGAUCGCAUUUCUUGAAUAGAUUUUUAUGGUACUCGUCUAAAAUUUUACAAGGUGUUGGUAAAAAGAAAUUCGAUGGCAUAAGAGGUAAUUUAUCUAUGCGGCAGUGGUAAACACGGCUAACCGUAAUUCAACAUUGUAUAUAAAAUACGUUAUCUACCCGAUAUGUUCGACUCAAAAGCCACUCAGUUAAAAAUAAGAAGAUAGAUAUGCUAGGUAAACUAAUCAUGUAUGUACAGCGGAUAGUGUGUAAUUUAGAAUAUUUUACUGAUUGGCUUUUAUGCCGAUUAUAUUGUAGACAUCACGAAGCCGCGCAAAGCAAAGGAAACUCAUAUUUUCAACAACAGACAUCCGAGUUUUUGUUUUUAAGAAGACGAUUAAGGAAGAAAGCGUCAUCCGUGCCUUGCGAGUAAACAAAUGUGCCUUUAACGUAUAUGUAGAAUGUUCUUGACGAUCGUGCACGAACAUCGUUCGAAUGCACAAGAACCGUCAGCGAAUUGUUGUUGACGAUAAACAAAGGGGUUGCGUUUCAAUUUUGUAACACGGUUGGCAAUGUCGGAUCUGUGAUUAUCGACAUAUCGCGUCGUUAAACAUACGUUGUAUCGGGGAUGUUAAAGGAAACUCCGGAAUUCCCAUUUUUCGUGUCCAUUCACUUCGUUUACAGUGGCCGACAGAUAAGAAAGGACACCAUACCCGGAUGGUCGCAGAAUGGUCACGAAGCGUGGGGAACUAGGAGCUCCCUUUGACACCUCUACGUUAUACUGGUCACGUCCGAAUUUUCCUUUUCUACGACACCUUCCCUAUCACCCACUAACCCAACUUGAUCAGGGACCUUCUCUGCUGCUGCUCAACCUCCCUUUGUUUUCUGUUAUGUGGUGGAAGAUACCUCUUAUAUGUAGUAGACACUCCUUCUUCCUUGAAGGGAGAUGGGGUAGUAUGGGAUUUUUAAGACUCGUCCAGACCUGUAGACAAUUUUUUGUAAGUCUGAGUGAGCCUUUGUUCGCUAAAAUCACCACGCCAACCUACCUCGGGCACAUCGGGGAAGCUCCGAAAAACACUCCACUGCUACUUGACCUCCCUAGUGCAAGUUGGUCCCUGCGUGGAUCUACCUCAGUGUAUCUAAAUAUCUCUCUGCCAAUAAUUUCGACCGUUAUACAUUUUUCAAACUUACAAUUAGCUCUACCACCGCCUGGAAAUUAUCUAUAGGGUCACUUCCUGGAUUGUUAAAUGUGUCCAACAUGCCAACAGCCGCUUCUGAAUGUCCUAUUGCUUAUUCUAUGAACUAGGUAACGGUGGUAGAGUAUACUAAAGCUAGUGAGAUAAGUCCGGUUACUAUACUUAGGAGAAUGUUUGAGCAGUAGUUAACAGAGUAAUUGUAAUUAAUAGAGUGGGAUAGUACGGUGGUAAAGUAAUUUUACUACUAGCCUUCUCCUAGAGCUAGUAUCUAUUUACUAUACCAAGAUAGUCUAACGAUAAAUGUAAUAGGACUCCGAGUAUAAGUGCACAGUUUAGAGAUCUACUAUUGUAUUGUAGGGUUGCGCAGUAUUACUAGACGGUUAUUGUACGGGAUUCAGGAGUAGUAAGAGAAAAUAAAAGCAGGGGAAAGAAGGAUAAGGACUCGGACGUGACAAAUACAUACAAAAUUAACCAGCGUGUUUUUCUAUUUAAACCGCGAAUCUCUGUAGUGCUAAAUUGUUGAAUCGAAUUGUUUAACCUCGUCGUCGGCGUUGUUAAAAUUGUUGUUAAAGAGUCAGGGAUUGUCUACAAGCGUUUAUAAUAGUUUAACAAACCGUUUCGAAUGGGACACGAGGAUCAAAGUUUUAUCAAUUUCGCACACGUUAAACCUAACAAAGCAAAUAUUUCUAUUUUUCUAAGCGGGUGGUUUGUAAUAUAGGUCGUUUUGUAUAUUCCAUAAAUGAAACGUUUUAUGACUGUGAAAAAAAGUUUGGGCGUGUUUCGCGUACUACUUGCUAUGCGAUAUUUAAUAACGGAUACUUGCUCACCCUUUCGACGUGAAAGGGAUUUUAUAUAGCUGUUUGUAUGCUCGAAAGAAACCAUUUUUACGUAUUGCCGAUAGAAUUACAACAAUUAACCAUAACGAUUCUCGAACUUUGUAUUAUAAUACCACACAGGCAGACAUGUAAUCGGAUAGCAUGGUGACACAAAACGGUUCGCUCGGUGUUUCGUUCGCUUUGCACGUUUCGUACACCCUGUACAUAGGUAGGAUAGUUUUGUACCGUCGUAAGAAAAAUGAGAACAAUCAUGAUUACAGUCAUUGCGCCAUGCUUUACACUGACGCUAACGUAAAGGAAAAAAAAUGAAAAAAAAAUUAAUAGAAAAUAAAAUAAAAGAGGGAUAAUAAAGUCAAGUAACGUGAGUACCGUGCGCAUAAUAAUAAUUUAUAUACGGAUUUACAUUUAGAUAUUACGAAUAAAAAAAUUAUUUAAAAAGAAUGCAACAACGAAAGAAAAACCUUUUAUUAUAAUUAAUGAAACGUUCUGUAAACGCGGCUAUGUACAUAAUAACAAUUACAAAGGACAUAAUAACAAAGGAAAAGUAUCGAACAUC
Osmia lignaria (orchard mason bee) is the source of this 5671-nucleotide messenger RNA. Its product is annotated as very long chain fatty acid elongase AAEL008004. Gene Ontology annotation, cellular component: endoplasmic reticulum membrane. Gene Ontology annotation, biological process: fatty acid elongation, monounsaturated fatty acid; fatty acid elongation, saturated fatty acid; sphingolipid biosynthetic process. NCBI's taxonomy places the organism in Eukaryota, Metazoa, Arthropoda, Insecta, Hymenoptera, Megachilidae. Gene Ontology annotation, molecular function: fatty acid elongase activity. The record is from RefSeq and is a predicted model, not a curated record.